Messenger RNA from Saprolegnia diclina VS20, 909 nucleotides. RefSeq lists its product as hypothetical. The record is from RefSeq and is a predicted model, not a curated record. Bases 120 to 617 code for a protein of 165 amino acids. NCBI's taxonomy places the organism in Eukaryota, Oomycota, Saprolegniomycetes, Saprolegniales, Saprolegniaceae. The transcript is spliced from 3 exons.
GUGCGACGCUGGCAAGCUCGGCAGCAGAGAAGAGAAGCAGCGAGCGCGCUGGCGUGCAGCUGCGUGUUCUUCGCUCACGCACGACGACGUUCGGUGAUGUCGUCUGACGUCAGGUGCGCAUGAUAACGCCGGAUCCGGAUACGGGCGGGCGUAUGCGGAAGAUUUGCCUUUCGAUGGCCAAGGCUGUGAAGCCAGGCAGCGCGGAGGCGAGACCGCCGAAUGACGACGAGCGCGAGAUACCGAUAGCGCUCAACCUGCCGGGCUUGGCCAUGAGCUUUGGCUUUGACUGGGUCUUGGACACGUCGGAACUCUGCGCCGCGCGCGAGAAAGAGACCGAUCUGCUCGCACGAGUCCGCGCCUUGGAGGACGAGAACGCUGCGCUGCGCGACAAGUGUCAGCGCAUUAGCGAAGAGUCCAAUCUCGACAAGUUCAAGAGCCAACUGCUCGUGGAAAUGCUGGCCGUAAGCUCGCUUGACGAAGAGCGCACCAAGGCUGAGUUCGCCAAGGAGCAGUCCAAGGUCAUGCGGCUGCGCCUCGACAUGAAGCUCUUGCUCGAGAAGGCCGCCAAAGAGAACGUCGAUGUCCGCGACUUGCUACGAGCCCUCGCCGAGCCAUGACGCGUCCUGUCAAACUAGCAAGCACGUAAUGUAUCGUGCUAAGAAUACACGGCGCGCCAUGACAUGUUCGAUCCGCCUGACUGACCGUCCUGUCCAGGGACCAUGCACAUUCUUUGGUGCUCCUCGCGGGGUGGAGCUACAGUAUUGCCAGCAGCUCGGUACACCUACCACGACCGACCCAUGCCACCAGUCGACUGUCUGUACCAAAUGGCGUCGGGUGCAGCCUCUUGGAGGGAUAAGACUGACGCACACGUUGGGGUGGGCCGUUUUGGCGUUGAAAAUAGAAGCCCAU